Messenger RNA from Mycosarcoma maydis (corn smut), 2706 nucleotides. Its product is annotated as putative periodic tryptophan protein PWP2. The coding region runs from base 1 to 2706 and encodes 901 amino acids. Gene Ontology annotation, cellular component: small-subunit processome; Pwp2p-containing subcomplex of 90S preribosome. The transcript has 2 exons. Gene Ontology annotation, molecular function: protein binding. Gene Ontology annotation, biological process: ribosomal small subunit assembly; maturation of SSU-rRNA from tricistronic rRNA transcript (SSU-rRNA, 5.8S rRNA, LSU-rRNA). NCBI's taxonomy places the organism in Eukaryota, Fungi, Basidiomycota, Ustilaginomycetes, Ustilaginales. The record is from RefSeq and is a predicted model, not a curated record.
AUGAAGUCGUCAUUCAAGUUCUCCAACUUGUGUGGCACCGUCUAUCAAGGUGGUAAUGUCGUCUUUUCUGCAGAUGGUGACUCCAUCUACUCGCCAGUUGGCAACCGCCUGUCCAUCUUCAACCUGGUCCGGAACACUUCGACAACACUGCCAUUCGAGACAAGAAAGCCCAUCGCCCGAAUCGCACUUUCGCCCGCCAACCAGGCCAUCGUGCUGGUAGCUGACGAGGAUGGGCGUGCGCUUCUCAUCAACACGCUCAGGAGGUCUUUAUUGGCCCAGAUGAACUUCAAGCAGCCACUCCGCGAUGCACAAUUCUCCAACGACGGCAAGUUUCUUGCGGUCACCUACGCCAACCAGAUCAAGGUCUGGAGGACCCCUUCGCAUCUUGCCCGAGAAUUUGUACCAUUCAUCCUCCACCGCACCUACACUGGACACUUUGACGAUGUGCUCAGCAUUCGUUGGACCAAGAACAGCAGAUUCUUUAUUACAACAUCCAAAGACAUGACAGCCCGUCUGUACUCGCUCGAUCAGGUCGAGGGUUUCCGACCAAAGACGUUCACUGGCCACCGAGACGCCGUGAUUGGUGCUUAUUUCUCCAAGGAUGAAAAGACAAUCUACACUGUGUCUCGCGACGGUGCCUGCUUCGCCUGGCAGGGCAAGCACAACGAUGAUGACUCGCAAGAUACCGACAUGCACGAAGAUGAUGAGGACAUCUGGCAGCCCACCGAGGGAGCAAAGGGCGGCAGUUCGUCUAGACAGGCCGACAACGCUGUUGGCCUCACCCGCUGGGGCGUUGCGAGCAAGCAUUACUUUUUGCAGACUGGCGCCAAGACUGUUUGUGCGAGCUUCCACCAGCAAGGAUCGCUCCUGGUCGUCGGUUUCUCCAAUGGUAUCUUUGGCCUUUGGGAAAUGCCCGACUUCAACCCUAUCCACACUCUCAGUAUUAGCCAAGAAAAGAUCACGAGUGUGGCGAUCAACGAUAGCGGCGAGUGGCUCGCCUUUGGCGCUCACCGUCUGGGCCAACUGCUCGUGUGGGAAUGGGCGAGCGAGUCGUACAUUCUUAAACAGCAAGGCCACUACUACGAUAUGAAUACGGUUGGCUUUGCAUCUGAUGGCGCAGUAGCAGCCACCGGCGGCGAUGACGGCAAGAUCAAGCUGUGGAACACUGCCAGCGGCUUCUGCACUGCCACAUUUUCCGAGCAUUCGGCCUCAGUGUCGUGCAUCGAAUUUGCCAAACAGGGCCAAGUUCUCUUCAGUGCCAGCUUGGAUGGCACAGUGAGGGCCUACGAUCUGGUUCGAUAUCGCAACUUCCGCACUUUGACGAGUCCAGAGCCGGUGCAGUUUGUCAGUCUUGCGGUUGACCCUUCUGGUGAGGUGGUCUGCGCGGGAAGUGCCGACACCUUCGAGAUCUACAUGUGGAGUGUGCAGACCGGCAAGCUUCUCGACAUUCUUUCAGGACAUGAAGGACCUGUCUCUGGUCUUUGCUUCAGCCCUGACGGAAGCGGUGUGCUUGCUAGUGUCAGCUGGGACAAGACCGUGCGCACGUGGGAAGUGUUCAGGACGACACAGAGUGUCGAAACGUUGACGCUCAACGCUGACGGACUUGCUGUUGCCUUUCGACCAGACGGACGAGAGAUUUGCGCUUCGACUUUGGAUGGGUACCUUGCUUUCUUUGAUCCGCUCGAAGGCAAGCAGACGGGCGUGGUCGAGUGCCGUCGCGAUAUUGCUGGUGGACGCAAGGUCAACGACAAGAUUGCGCGCCGCAACACGGCGAGCGGAGCAUGCUUUACUACUGUCUGCUACAGUGCCGACGGCGCCUGCAUCCUCGCGGGAGGUAAUGCCAACUACGUGUGCCUCUAUGACGUUAAAGAGCGCGUACUGCUCAAGCGAUGGGAACUCACCAAGAAUUUGUCGCUCGACGGUACGCAAGACAAGCUCGACAGUCGUCGCGUCACUGAAGCUGGUGCUAUCGAUCUGGUGGAUGAUCGCGAAGACGAGGCGGAUCUGCUUCCUACCGAACGAAUCGACGAGUCCUUGCCGGGAGCACAGCGCGGCGAUGCGACCAAAAGGACGACACGUGCCAUCUCACGAGCCAAGUGUGUACGUUUUGCGCCCACAGGUCGAUCGUGGGCGGCUGCUUCCACUUCGGGUCUGCUCAUCUACAGUCUGGAUGAGCAGGCUGCUUUUGACCCGCUAGAUCUCGACAUGGAUCUCACGCCACAAGCGGUGCGCGAAGCAUCUGCGCGUGGUGAGCAUCUGCUGGCGGUUGUCGGAGCGUGCCGACUUGGCGAGAAGCCGCUGAUGGCCGAAGUGUACGAGCGCACUUCAGCGGCAGACAUUCUGCUAGUAUCGCAGCAGCUUCCUCUACUCCACCUACCGACGGUGCUGCGCCUGAUCGCUGAGCGUCUUCAGCCUAGCAGUGGCAGCCCGCAUGUCGAAUUUCACUUGCGUUGGAUUGCAGCCAUCUUUUCGGUACGUGGUGCCGAGAUCCAAUCGAAAGCAUCGACGGACUACGCACCUGUGCUGCGAGCUGUCCAGGUGGCAUUGAACGAGCUUCGUGCCAAUGUCAAGCGCAUCAGCGACGAGAACCUAUAUUCUCUGCUGUACGUCUGGAAUGGCGUCACCAAGGCAGAGCAGAGCAGCAGAGGGCAACCAACUCAAGCAGUUGCUAGCCUCGGUGAACUGAUGGAAGUGGACGCGCUUUGA